This is a messenger RNA of Etheostoma spectabile (orangethroat darter), 1516 nucleotides long. It is a transcript of the gene gdf2, whose product is annotated as growth differentiation factor 2. Gene Ontology annotation, cellular component: extracellular region. Lineage: Eukaryota; Metazoa; Chordata; Actinopteri; Perciformes; Percidae. The record is from RefSeq and is a predicted model, not a curated record. Gene Ontology annotation, molecular function: cytokine activity; growth factor activity. The coding region runs from base 161 to 1429 and encodes 422 amino acids. Gene Ontology annotation, biological process: BMP signaling pathway. The transcript is spliced from 2 exons.
UCUCUGUUUACUCUAGGAGCAUGGGAGUGGACAUCAGGACUGUGGUUCUUGCAUUGUGGUUCUCCAUUUUCAAACCUUGCCGUCGCAAAGUCUGUUUUCAAGCCGGGAAGAAGGUAAAGUUGGUGUCAGCUCAGUGGCUUAGAAGGGAUCUGAUUUCAACAUGCAGAGCUCCAGAUCAUUCCUGUUCCAGGUGUGUGUGUGUCUGGUGGCUUCUAUUUGUUCUUGCACCUGUAAAGCUCUCAACAAUGACAUCCAGAAUGAGCAUCAUGAGAGACUCUACUCGCAGCUGUUAGAGGAGGACCUACUGGAGGAGGAAGACACAAACUCCAAGAUGGAGAACCUCCCGGGUAUCAUGAAGGAGGUUUUUCUGAGGAAACUCAACCUGUCGGAUGUUCCUCAGGAGAACAGUAAGAUCUACCCCCCUCAGUUUAUGAUGGAGCUCUACAAUAAGUACGCCUCGGACAGCUUGGCAAACCCUCAGUCUGAUGUCAUACGAAGCUUCACUGUCCAAGAUAUCUCCCUCUCUGUGACAAAUGGCACAAAGUCAAAGUACAGGCUGCAGUUCAACAUCAGCAUCCCCAACCAUGAAAAGAUCACUACUGCUGAACUACACCUCUUCUUCUUCCCAGAUGCCACGUCAACCGUCAGCUUCCACAAUUUCAAGUCCACCAUCAAAGUCUAUGAAGUGGAUUACAACAAUUUCACAUCCACCACCCAACUGUUGGUUGGCAAAGAGGUGACAAGCCUGGAGAACACAUGGGAGACGUUUGAUUUGACCCUAUUUAUUCAGAGGUGGAUCAAGGCGGGCCAUGCAGCAACUGUUUUUGAUGUAGUGGUUGAUAGGAAGGACUGUGGGGGCUCUAAAGGUGGAGAAGAAGGAGCAGGCUGUUUGAAUAUGAGUGUGUCUUUUGGAGAUAACACUUCAGCAGCUUUAAUAGUCUUCUCAGAUGACCUGGGUAGCAGGAGUAGGGAGACAAAGAAGGAAUUAAGAGAGAUGAUCCUCCGCGAAGAAGAAACCAUCUUACACUCGGGCGCCGACUGGAACAGAGGAGAGCUUCCAAACGAGAUCCCGGAGGAUCAUCAUCUACGGAGAAAGAAAAGAAAGGCAGAGAGGGAAUAUUGCCGGCGGACCUCUCUCAAAGUCAACUUUAAAGACAUUGGAUGGGACAGCUGGAUUGUGGCGCCUCCAGAAUAUGAUGCCUUUGAAUGUCGAGGCCUGUGUUACCACCCAUUGACGGACGAAAUGACUCCGUCAAAACACGCCCUCAUCCAGACGCUGCUCAACAUCAAGAACCCCAAGAAGGCCAAUAUGGCUUGCUGUGUCCCCAUUAAACUGGACCCCAUCACAGUAAUGUACCAGGAGAAUGGACGCCUAACUAUAAGAUACCUUUAUGAAGAGAUGAAAGUGGCAGAGUGUGGCUGCAGGUAGUCACAGAGACUUGGUUUGCUCUGGUGGUAGCACACGUAAUUUACUGGUAUAGUUGGUCCCUCCAUUGGUCCAGUGAUAGGAACAUAA